Austrofundulus limnaeus is the source of this 1608-nucleotide messenger RNA. It is a transcript of the gene mtfp1, whose product is annotated as mitochondrial fission process 1. Gene Ontology annotation, cellular component: mitochondrion. Gene Ontology annotation, biological process: mitochondrial fission. The transcript is spliced from 4 exons. The record is from RefSeq and is a predicted model, not a curated record. NCBI's taxonomy places the organism in Eukaryota, Metazoa, Chordata, Actinopteri, Cyprinodontiformes, Rivulidae. The coding region runs from base 134 to 631 and encodes 165 amino acids.
UAUGCCCUGUUUGAUGUAGCAGCCAGUCGGAUGCUGUGAGGAGCACGCCCACUUCACUGACCCCCGUCUCUGUCGGAUUUCCGAAACUCCGUUACAUGUAUGAACAACACCUGGGGUUCAAGUAGCGUGAAGUAUGGAUCACAGUGAAGAAAAAACAGGCAAAGCGGUCGAUAUUUAUCGCGACACAUGGGUCCGCUUCUUAGGCUACGCCAACGAAGUCGGCGAGUCCUUCCGCGCUCUGGUUCCAGUGAGUUUGGUCUGGGCCACCUAUGCUGUGUCCACUGCGUACGUUACUGCUGAUGCAGUGGAUAAAGGGAAGAAAGCAGCUGUGACCCACGGGGACCACCCGGGGAAAACAACCCGAGUCGCCGUCGCAGUGGUGGACACGUUUGUGUGGCAGGCCCUGGCCUCUGUCAUCAUCCCGGGCUUCACCAUCAACCGUGUGUGUGCUGCAUCGCUCUACCUGCUCGGCAGAACCACCAAGUGGCCUCUCUCUGUUCGCAAGUGGACCACCACAGCAAUAGGCCUAACUGCGAUCCCCUUCAUUAUCACCCCCAUAGACAGAUCAGUGGAUUUGCUGCUCGACUCCAGCCUCCGGAAGCUGUAUGAAGGGGGAGAGAAGCACAAAUAAGGACAGAGCAUCUCUGUUGGGGACCACCUGGACUUUUUUGUUAGUUGUUAGAGUUGUUAGUUGUAACGUGUAAAUGAGACUGUCAUGGAGCACGCUUUUACCCCAGUUAAAAUCUAUAAUAAAAUAGUUUUGGUACAGAGAUUAAAUUUUUAUAUAAAAAGGUUAAGGUUGUUGGGUGAAACUUUGCUCAAUGAAAGAAUCCAAAAGAUGCAGGAUUUUAAACCUCAGGGUACUCUGGGUUAAAUCACCAACAAAACAAACUAUAAGUCUACUUAUUUUGUCUUAAAAAAUCCUGCUUCUUUUGUAGGGUGAUAUAAUAGUCCUAUAUUCCUGUGAUAUUAGAGGCAGAGAAAGCCUCUUGAGAUUACCUUGUUGGUCUGUUACUCUGACCUGCAGAACAUCUUUUUUAUAUGUAGACAUUAAGGCGGUUGUGUGUAAAUAAAGGCACACUUGGUUGUUUUAAAAAGCCAAAUUCAGUGUUACUGUAAUGCCAAAAGGCCACUCUGCCAUGGUCUCUAACACAGUUACAAAUUUGAUUUUGAUAGGAAUUUUUUUGUUUAGAAUCAAGAGUUAUCUGUUAUGUGGAAAUAGAAAGGAGCAGUAGUUGAGUUGUCAUCUGAUGCACCUUUCAGGCUUUAAUUCAGAUUUAGCCACAGAGAUUUCCACUAAAAGCCUCUAUUACAUCAGAACUUAUUUUUACUAUGCACUGCACAAAAGAAUGUACAAUACAGUAACUAUGUUAGUAGUUUGAGAUAUGCAUGGCCCAUGUCAAAAUGUUUUGGCAUCAUGCGGCUUUACAUUUCUGAGAUGAUGCAACAUACUCCACACAGUAUGUGUAUUUCAUUUGUGUAAGAUAAAACUCUUUGACUCUUCUUUAAAAAUUAUCCUGUGGGUGUACAAUAUAUCCAUAAAUUCCAUGUUUUAAAUUCAGUAUUCUUACACAUUAAACAUAAUUGUGAAGUCCAGUGUCAUCAAAA